UUUCUGAGUCAUGGUUGCAUACAAACCCGGAUCAAUUUCAAAUAACCUCAUUCGCUAAAUCACACUUUCCUACUUGUUGAACGACCGAUGAAAAAUUGCACUUCUCAACUAGGCCUUCUGAACGGGUGCGUAAACAGAUUUGGACGACGGAAAAAAUUGCGAUUGAAAACAACAAAAACUUUUGUUCUCCUUUUUGCGUCUCUUUGUUUCGUAUUAUUCAAUCGUGCGAUUUCGGUUGCAGUUCCGUUUAAGAUUUGCUGCAUUUCCGCCACAAUAUUGCGUUCAACAGUCGCUGGGACGUCUCGGUGCGAUGGAUGUGUCGCCGUCCGUCGAAACGAGCCUUUCCACAGGCACCACCACCAUCCAAUCGCUUCCGACCGAGGUGCUGACCGCAAUCUUUCACAACCUACGCGUUCCCGAUCUGGCCUCGGUGCGUCAAACCUGCCGACACUGGUACGAAAUAGUGAUCAACAACCGUGCGCUUAUGAAUAGGUUUGUCCUGUCCCUGCGGAACUUUCGGAUAGAGGAAGGUGUCGAACCGUGUCCGGUACUGGAAAGUACUCGCAGCACGUUCGAGAAAGUAUGCCUAAAAUCCUGCUUCAUCACUUCCGCCCCAAUGCUGUGGCGAUCCAUCGGUAGUCAUACGGUAGAACUAACGCUGAACGAGUGCACAAUCAGUGGCGAAACGUUGGUGGGAGUGCUACAGUCCACACGGGACAACUUACGCUCACUUACAAUUAAAUCGAUCAAGUUCGAUGGUCCACAAAUCUACAACGCACCAAUCGAUUUCCGUCUGGAACGGUUGCACUCGCUCACGAUCCGAUCCUCCUUUCUGUACGAUGGAUUUUUGAACCUGUUGAAACGCAUCUGUCCCAACCUGAAGGCGGUAAAGCUGACGUUUUCUUCGUACGAACGAUGGGGCGAACAGUUGGUGAGCUUUGUGGCCACGUUAAGUGCGACCCUCGAAGCGAUUACACUUAGCUACACAAAAGCGACCGGUGCGAUGUUGCAACAAAUCGGAAGGAUCAAGAAUCUACGGUUACGUAAGGUUUCGCUCAAAUCGUGCUUUGCAAUCAAGGAAAACGAUAUACUGCUGCUGGCACGCUUGCAGCCAACGAUAGUGCACCUUAAUCUGGACAAUCUGUUCUCCGCCAGCGAACAGUUUCUGCAAGCCCUCAGUGCCUUUCUGCCGCAGAUGAAGCGCAUCAAGCUUCGGGUGGCACGCAUCACCAACCUGCACCGGUCGUUUUUAGCCAACAUGCCGCAGCUAAACUAUCUCAAGAUUACGGACGCAACACAGAUGAAGGGUAACAUCGAUCUGAGUGCGUACGAAAAUCCAGCGCUCGAGAAGCUGUUCGUUUCGGCGGCAAUGUUCUCGCGCAACACACUGCCACGGUUUUUCGAACGCUGCCCAAACAUACGCAGCCUAACGCUGUACCAGUGUACGUACGAAAACAUUCACGAUCUGCAGAUCGCUUUUUCGCAUCUGAAAGGGCUGGAAUAUUUGAACCUGCAGCGCACAAUCGAUCUCGGCGAUAGCUUCUUCAACCGGGACGUGUUCGAUACGAUUGUGAUGCCGUUCGAGCGGAUACGAUUCUACCCGAUCGCGAACCUGCACAAGCUGUGCUAUCUAAAUCUGAGCCACUGUCGAGAUCUGUCCGAUCAGGCGUUGAUGGCGUUACGGUUUCCACUGCUGAAGAAGAUCGAUCUGCGGGGGUUGUACAUAACCGAGGCGGGCAUUGCGACGCUCGUGCGUGACUGUCCGCAGCUCGAGUACGUGCUGGUGGACGCCUGCAAGCGUAUCUGUGAUACAGCCGUGCUGUACCUGUGCCGGGAUUUGCGCAAUCUACGGUUGCUGAAUCUGGAAAGCUGUAAAGCGAUUACCGACCUGUCGGUGGAACAUAUCGUGCGGCACUGUCGCAGCUUGGUGUGGCUUAAUGCGCUUAACUGUCCGCAGCUGAGCGCGACUGCGAAAGCACGGUUAAGAAACGUACGCACAAUACGAUCACUGCACGUGUGAAAGCACGUGAUGCUAAAAUGCUCAUACCGAACCAUCCUCCCCUCCCUUUCCCAUUUCCGGGCACAACCCUCGGUGUGCAAGAACAAUAAUCUAUUGCGGGUUUUUUGUUUUGUUGAGAACCGGAAAAUUGAUCCCUUAUCUUUAAGUAUAGCGUGUAGGUUUGAAAAUGAAACCAAGUAUACGGUUGGUUUUAUAUUUUUUGUUUCGGUUUUUUGUUAUGCUUACGAUUAGCGAGCGAAAGACGAAGUGUUCGAAAGAGGAAACAACAUUAUUCGUAACUAGUUGAAUUCUAUUUUAUGACAUAUAUUUCAUGACUAGUGUAAAAGUGUUUUUUUUUUUAAUUCAUAGAUGUGCUUUAGGGAGGUGUUACAUUUUCUCCACGUCAAACAAAAAUAAGCAAUAAAGUAAAACGUUGGUUUUCGACUAAUUUAUACAAA
Anopheles funestus (African malaria mosquito) is the source of this 2457-nucleotide messenger RNA. RefSeq names its product F-box/LRR-repeat protein 2-like. The record is from RefSeq and is a predicted model, not a curated record. The transcript has 2 exons. Gene Ontology annotation, molecular function: protein binding. Lineage: Eukaryota; Metazoa; Arthropoda; Insecta; Diptera; Culicidae. Gene Ontology annotation, biological process: SCF-dependent proteasomal ubiquitin-dependent protein catabolic process. The coding region runs from base 311 to 2020 and encodes 569 amino acids. Gene Ontology annotation, cellular component: SCF ubiquitin ligase complex.